Molecule: messenger RNA, 602 nt
Organism: Solanum stenotomum
Lineage: Eukaryota; Viridiplantae; Streptophyta; Magnoliopsida; Solanales; Solanaceae
Exons: 4
Coding region: 36-368 (110 amino acids)
Molecular function (GO): mRNA binding
Source: RefSeq, a predicted model, not a curated record
AAUCAACGAUAUAGCGAUCGGAAAACCCUGUUGCAAUGUCAAUUGUGUCUUCCAUGUCGGAGUGGCCAGAGAAUGAUUAUUGUCUAAUUUGUGGUAACCUUGGGAAUGAGGUCAAUGAUGAUGUCCUAUCAAAAGCCUUUUCAAAGAUUCCAACCUUUAACAAGGCUAAGAUUGUGAGAAACAAGCAGACUGGUAAAACCAGGGGAUAUGGAUUCGUGAGUUUUUCCAACUCAUUAGACCGUGCUGCGGCACUUACAGAAAUGAAUGGGAAGUACGUUGGAAAUCGACCAAUUAUACUUCACAAGAGCAAGUCCAGGAUUGAUUAUGAAGCUCUGGAAAGACGCAGGGCAAGGACUUUCACACAGUGAUUGUCCAAUGUAGUAUAUGACUUGUUAGACACUGUCAAAUAGCUUGAUCUCGUUGGAAUUUGUAAGAAGACGUCUAACGUUGCUUUAAUGUUCACAUCAAAUUAAUAGAUGCAAGAUCGAAGACGUAUGUCUUAUGAAGCUUAAGAUUUGAUGGACAAAGUUAGUCACAAUUCCACUAUUAUUUAAAUGUGAUGUAUUUUUCUUUGAAUUUGUAACUUCGAAUAUUGAUUAUUU